CAGAAGUGACGUCAAUGACGUUUUUGUUGACAUUUGUUUGUGAAAGACAAAAACAGUGGACACACACAGAGGAUGGGGAUAUUUUUGGAAACCAGCGGACGGACCUCGAGACAGACGUGAAGACCAAACGUACCGUGAUUAAAAGUCAACGUUAGCUCGGGUUUAGGACCGGACUCUCGGGACAAACACGACAGAGGAUCUAGAUCAGCAGAUGGACCGACAAAGUCGGGAACAAAACAAACCGUGUCACCCGGACUACACUAGAGGCUGAAUCAUCCACAGGCUAACCCAGCCACCACAACACUUGAGUCCGGUUGUAACAUUACAGGAAGGUAACUAACAUUCAUGAGUUAAUCUGCGGAAGAUUGGCGCACUUGAUUCUCAACGGCUGUACCGAGUAUAUAACACGUUACCAUGGUAGUGUAGUGUUACACAAGCGCUCGUCCGUUAGACUAGCGAGUUAGCAGGCUAGCGUUAGCCGUUGCUAACGUUACCCUUUAUUUGAACCGCUGCUGAGAUUGCUAGCUUACAGAAUGUACUGAGGUUGAGAGACUGCAUUGGGGUUUUUUUCUUUUUCACACGGUGUUCACUACAAGUAGCUCGUUAGUUGGGAGCGACCUCGAGAAUGUGAAGCACAAUGGCCAACUUUGAAGCUUACCAGGAGUAUCAGAGGAUUGAGGACUUUGAGGAGGACUCACCGCCAGGGGAGGAGGAUUUACUGGUGCAUGUGCCCGAAGGCCUGAAAGACUCAUGGCACCAUAUCAAGAACCUGGAUAACUUCUUCACAAGGAUAUAUCAUUUUCACCAGAAGAAUGGCUUUGCUUGUAUGAUGUUAACAGAGUUCUUUGAACUUGUCCAGCUUUUAUUUGUUGUAACAUUCACGACGUUCCUUGUCAACUGUGUGGAGUAUGAUGUCCUGUUUGCCAAUCGAGCGGUCAACCAUACCGAACCGGGUCACAACCCCUUGGAUAGGAGCAAGGUCACUCUUCCAGAUGCCAUCCUACCUAGCCAGCAGUGCACUCAGAGAAUUCAAGAGAACAGCUGGAUUAUAUUCCUUCUCAUCAUGGCAGCCAUCUUCUGGAUCUAUCGACUUGUUAAAGUCUUUUGCAAUGUCCUGAGCUACUGGGAGAUCAGGCAGUUCUACAUCAAGGCACUGAAGAUCAGAAUGGAUGAACUAUGCAACUUCACAUGGCAGGAAGUCCAGGACCGGCUCAUCAGCCUGCAACGAGAACAGCAAAUGUGCAUACAUAAGAAAGAGCUGACAGAACUUGACAUCUAUCACCGCAUCCUGCGAUUCAAGAACUACAUGGUGGCUAUGAUAAACAAAUCACUACUGCCAGUGCAGCUGCAGCUCCCCCUGUUGGGCAAUGUGGUGUUCCUCACCCAGGGCCUCAAGUACAACUUUGAGCUCAUCCUCUUCUGGGGUCCUGGCUCUUUGUUUCAGAAUAAGUGGAACCUGCACCCCAAGUACAAGCGGAAUGGAAACCGCCUCGAGCUGGCACAGCAGCUUAGUAGGGUCAUCCUGCUGAUGGGUUUGGCCAACUUGCUGCUAUGUCCCUUUAUCCUGGUGUGGCAGGUGCUGUACGCUUUUUUCAGCUAUACCGAAGUGAUCCGCAGGGAACCUGGAAGCCUGGGUGCUCGACGCUGGUCACUAUAUGGUCGUUUAUACCUGCGACACUUUAAUGAGCUGGACCAUGAGCUGCACGGACGUUUAGGCCGUGGCUACAAACCCACUUCCAAAUACAUGAACUCCUUUACAUCACCACUGCUGACUGUGCUGGCUCAGAACAUUGCCUUCUUCUCAGGCUCGGUGUUGGCUGUGCUCAUUGCACUGACGGUCUACGACGAGGAUGUUCUGACAGUGCAGCACAUUCUGACCGCUAUCACUGUGCUGGGGGUGGUUAUUACUAUCACCAGGUCCUUCAUCCCAGAUGAGCAUAUGGUGUGGUGUCCAGAACAGCUGCUGCAGUGCAUGCUGGCACACAUUCACUACAUGCCAGACCACUGGAGGGGCAAUGCUAACAAGAGCGAGACCCGUGACGAGGUGGCGCAGCUGUUCCAGUACAAAGCGGUGUUCAUCUUGGAGGAGUUGCUGAGUCCUAUUGUCACACCCUUCAUCCUCAUCUUCCUUUUGAGAAAUAAGUCUCUAGAGAUCAUUGACUUCUUCAGGAACUUCACUGUGGAGGUGGUUGGAGUCGGAGACAUCUGUUCCUUUGCGCAGAUGGACAUCAGACGCCACGGAAACCCAACAUGGAUGUCAGAGGGCCAGACAGAGGCUUCAAUAUACCAACAAGCUGAGAACGGCAAGACAGAGUUGUCUCUCAUGCAUUUCACAAUUAAGAACCCACGCUGGCAGCCGCCUCAGGAGAGCUCAGUGUUUAUCAGCCAUCUGAAGGAAAAGGUGCAGCACGAUGCACAGGGCGGCCCCUCCACCCAGCUGCUGCUCUCUGAGGCUCCUCUCUGCACCUCGCUGCAAUCUAACGACUCUGCCACUGGGCCUGAUAAUCUGUUGGCCAGUGUCCUCGCCCACCCCAUUCUAACUGCCUCUGGGUUACAAGGGCGAGACCAUCGCUUCAUCCUACCAAGCACUGCUGCCUCUGCUGCUGCCAGUGUCCUGGCCUCUCUGUCCACCUCCCAGCUCGCACAUCCCAGCCGCGGCCGCUCACAUGGCCUCCUGCCAUCAUCCGUCCACCCCGAGAGCACCAUGUACCGCAGCGAUCGCACCAUCAUUGACAGUAUGACUAACAGUGACUCCCACAUCCGGAGCAAUGCUCUGCACUCAGAGUUUGCGUCAGCGGAGAUGAGUCUUCAUGCCAUCUACCUGCAUGAGCUCCACCAGCAGAGCUCCCACCCACAGAGAACUUCAGGGCAGUGGCAAAGCUCAGUACCAAUGAGAGAUCUGCACACAAGCACUGGUUUCCAGGCUCAUAGUGGGCUCGGUUCCAGCAUUUCCAUGCCCACCCCUGUCCACCUUGGUCGCUGGCAAGAGGAGGAGGAAGAGGAGAAUGAAGAUGAUCAAGAGAUUAACAAUGGAUCUACUCCAAAACAGGGCACUGGGAGUAGUUGUUGAAGUGCCUUAUGUCAUAAGUGUUUACAUUUUACUUUCUUCUAUGAACAUUGUGGCCUUAGAUGAUCUUCAUGGAGAAUUUAGCAUGGAUCUUUAAAGCAUCAUUCAGCGUUUGUUGUAGGAGGGGGCUCAUUGAAUAACCACUGUCUCUGCACCUCCACGCCUCAUCCUGUCACAUCAGGCAGACUAUGGCAUCAGGGAAACCAUAUGUCUUCCGUCCGUUUCAUCCUGAUUUUCGUCAUAAAUGUGUACAGACAAACUACGUAUAAAGUGACAGAAAGACAAUAUUGUGUAUUCAUAGGAUCACUGUGUGAUGGUGGGUGUGGCCAAUUUUUAUUGUGGAAUGCAAAAAGGAUCCUCGGGACUUCUGCUCAGCCUGCGUGUGUGUGCAAUUCAAGUAUUUGUGCAUCACAGAGUUAUACAGCGGGAGUCUAAUUGAAGCUUCUCACAGAGGUGGUGUCCUGAUCUGUGCUACAAAGGUUGCAAACUGUACUGUAGCUGCCUGAACAGUUUUCACCUGAAAGAAAUGUAUUCAAUAUUUCAAGUUGUGCUGUUUGACCCUGGUGAUUUGUAAAUACUCUUUUGCGUCUUACUUAUCCUUUUAAAAGUCCACAUUUUUACUACCAGAUCUAAUCCUCAAAAAAAAGAUACCAAGUAUUGCUAUGAUAAAGAGCUGACGGUACGGUAGCUGUACUACUAAAACACCAUGCGUACCAGGAAAAAGCCCCAUUGGCUUUGACAAAACCUGUCUUUAAACCAUAAAUAUGUACACAUGCGUUGAUGCUGCUGUCUGUUUUUAGUGGUUCUAAAUACAGAUUUUAUUCAGUAUUAAUAUUUCCACAGCUGAUGUAUCAAGAUAUUACUAUUCCUCAACAACAGAACUGAAAUCAUGGGACCCAAAUACACUCGUCGUCAAAAUCUGAUGCAGAUAUAAGAUGUCUUUUUAAGUCUAUUUAAGCUGGACACAGAGCCAGCUUUAUGCCUUAACACCAAUAUAAAAAAAACAUAUUUAAAUCCUGGUUUUCCAUAUUACCUCAGUGGUGGUGAAGUAUAACCAAUACUCCAAUCAAUACCUCUGCAGUGUAUUUACUCAGUGUAUUUGUGUAAAUAUAUAAACAGUACAUAAAGGUUUAUUCACCGUGUACAGGUGCAUCUUUUUAACUGCAUUUUGAUUUUAAUGGCAGGUGUAAAUGGAAUCUGUUUCUUUUUCUGUUCUCACUUUGCUGUCCAGCAGAAGUUAUGAGUCAAGUGUUGAUGUCCCAGAAAGGGUGCGGAGGAAUAAUUUAUUUUAGAACAAAACAGGGUGUUAUUGAUUUUACAAUCCUCUGUUGUGCACAUUAGUAUGUAGUUUGUAUCCUUUUUCCAAAAUGCUCACAUAAAAAAAAAAGGAACUUCUUCAUAAGGGCUUAUUUCAGAACGUGCGAUGUUGCUUCUGCAGCUUUUGGUUUGAAGAUUUUAGGACUUAGCACUUCCUCUCAGUGUUGGGUUUAUACUUUCAAAGUAAGAGCAUGAGGAGAGAAAAAAAAACCUUUUCACAGUCAGCAUUAGUUCUAGCUUUAGUUUUAUUUAUUUCCUGUUUCCCCUCCAGAUAUUUAAUUGAUAUGUGUGUAUUAUUUAUUUGAAAAAAGAAAUAUUUAGAUUGUUUUGUCAGAUCAUUUACUUUCAUAAAAGCGUAUACUCUUGUUGAUGAAAGAAAUGGCAUGUACCUCCCACUGACAGUAGUUUAAAAAAAAAAAAACAAGAUUUGAAAUUCUGAUUAAAAGGAUUUAUUAAUGCAAAGAUAACAUGGCCAGCAGCAUGAUGUUGAAUGUUACACUUAAAAAAAUAAACUCAGACUACAUCUGCUUGUUUAUGCAGUGCGCAAAAUAUCUUUCUAUCUUUUUUUUGCAUUCUUUACAGAUCACAGUAAUAUAGAUCUCAUCCUCCACGACUGCAAGACUUCAGAGGGUACAAAUGUGUCUUUGCCCUUACGUGUGUUUAGAAACUAGUACACUUCCUCGGUGAGUGCGACUGUGGAAGCAAUGCGUUUUGACACCUGCGUAAUUAUGCUAACAUGAACUCAGAAUUUUUGCACUGACAAAAAAAAUAAACGUUUUAUUUUUUAUUUUUAAGCGUGUGCAUAGAUACAGUACUGGCAACAUUUUUGGAAAGGGCGGGUCUCAAAAGGGACACAGAGUCAGUCUCCAUCCUGAGUGACCUCAUUGUUUGUAUAUAAGCAAAGCAUCAGCACGUAUUGUAUAGUCACUGUCCACAGCAGACCACCUGGAAACACUGUGGCCAAAUCACAUACGGUCGUUCUUACCUCAGUACAGGUUCGGCCUGUAGGGGAUGAUGUGUGUUUCUGUCACUUUGUUAAAUAUGCCUACAUGGGUGUUGUGGUCACUGUCCGUUUGUGCAGUGAGUUUAUUAUUGUAGAGACACUGGAGCUCAGCUUUGUGCACAGAGUUGAUUUCUUUCAACAGGUCUCUUCAUUUUUACCUCACUGUUAUGUUUGUCAUAUUAUUUUAAGCAGUGCCUUAGUAUUAAGGUUUAGUGUUUGCUCUUUAUAGAAGCCAUUUCAUGUCAACUAUUGAAAAUACUUUAACAGAUUUAGCAGAACGAACUAUGUACAGUAUUUUAUUUGGCAAGUCAUUGUGUAUAGCAUCAAGUAUGUGGUGAAGUUGUGGAUGUGGCUUGUAAGACGAGUUGCAUGUUGACAUUGAGAUCUCAUGUCAGUCUGUUGCGUCUGAAAGCACACUUCUUCUUGUCAUGGUGGCUGAAAUUGCACUGUCCUCAAUAUCCUAAAGAAGCAGGAGUAUGCCUUGUAAUUGGCAAUGUCAUCAUCGAACUAUGGUUUCUUAUCCACUAUACACCAGUCUAAGAAUCACAGUGACUGGAACAAGGUGCUAAGUUUUCAUCCUGAAAUGUUGAAUAUGUUUUAAGACAUGUUUUUUUUUUUUUUUGUUACAUAGGUUUGUCUGUUUUUUUUGUUUUUGUUCACUAGCUGAAAAAUGAAACAUGCCAAAAGAACUUGUUUUCGGCACAGCUUUACAAUACAUGUGUUGUUUUCUGAGUGAGUAGAGAGGCAAAUAAAUCUUAUUUUGAGUGUAUUUAAUCAUUUCAUGUGUGGUUGAUUAUGUGAUGUUUAUUUGAAAUAAAAAUAUAUUUUAAUUUUCA
Messenger RNA from Dicentrarchus labrax (European seabass), 6223 nucleotides. It is a transcript of the gene atg9b, whose product is annotated as autophagy related 9B. The transcript is spliced from 14 exons. Gene Ontology annotation, biological process: protein localization to phagophore assembly site; autophagy of mitochondrion. Bases 638 to 3070 code for a protein of 810 amino acids. The record is from RefSeq and is a predicted model, not a curated record. NCBI's taxonomy places the organism in Eukaryota, Metazoa, Chordata, Actinopteri, Moronidae. Gene Ontology annotation, cellular component: autophagosome; phagophore assembly site.